This is a messenger RNA of Medicago truncatula (barrel medic), 2677 nucleotides long. RefSeq names its product P-loop NTPase domain-containing protein LPA1 homolog 2. The record is from RefSeq and is a predicted model, not a curated record. NCBI's taxonomy places the organism in Eukaryota, Viridiplantae, Streptophyta, Magnoliopsida, Fabales, Fabaceae. The coding region runs from base 255 to 2471 and encodes 738 amino acids. The transcript has 7 exons.
UCGAGCAAACGAACGAGCGUAAGAGAAUGAAAGAGUCGUAAUAAAAAGAAAAGAAAUCAGAAUGCUGCACCGCUCAAUUCAUUCAAACCAUUUUAGAACAACAUCAUCAUCUUCAUUCCCUCUUUAUUCUUCAUCUUUUUUCCUCUUCAAUCAAUAGAUCCCUUUCUCCACAUUACCCUUCUCCAUCAUUUUCCAAUGGCUUUUGCUUGUGGUAGAAGUUAGAGUUUUUUUUCAUUUUGCAUGUGUUUUUGUUAAUGGAGUUUCGAAAUAUGAAUAUGAAUAAUCAUGGUGGUGGUGGUGGAAUUGGUGAGACGAGUAAUAAGAUACUUUACAUAGUUGUUAUUGAUGAGAAGAACAUUGACAAAGGAAAAGAAUCGUUUUGUUACACGCGUUCUGUUUUGCAGAGUACUCUGCAAAUUAUGGGAUGCAAAGCUCGACACGCAUUUAAGAUUUGCAAAAGAGUUUUUGAAUGCACCAAGAGCAAGAGUACUACUGAUCUUUUGCAGCCUGAUGCAGCAAUUUCUCUAGAAGACUUAGGAAACCAAUCACUUUUGAGCAAGGAUAGUAAAAUUAAGAGCAUACCAUUCGAGUUGUACAAAAGGCGCACUUCAGUAUUUGUUCGGAGAGAAACAUUUCUAGAUAUUGUAUGUGAUGCUUUGGCCGAGUACAAGUACUUGGGUCCUAACCAGAGAGCAGACUUGGUUCUAGCCUGCAGACUUCGUGAAAAGAAGGAAUCUGUGACAGUGCUGUUAUGUGGCACUAGCGGAUGUGGAAAAUCGACGUUGUCUGCAAUACUGGGUAGCAGAUUGGGAAUCACGACAGUUGUAUCAACGGAUUCCAUUAGGCACAUGAUGAGAAGUUUUGCUAGUGAGAAGGAAAACCCCUUGUUGUGGGCUUCUACCUACCAUGCAGGCGAGUGUUUGGAUCCGGUUGCUGUUGCUGAAGCGAAGGCCAAAAAGAAAGCAAAAAAGAUGGCUGGUGUGUCACAAUCACUUCCCAAGGAUGAAUCAACUGAUGGUCAGAAUUCUAGCAAACCUGAUACACGGACAUCAGAGACUGGCUCUUGUGCUACUGAGCAUCCAAGUCCAAAACAAAUGGCUAUUGAAGGAUAUAAGGCGCAGAGUGAGAUGGUGAUUGACAGUCUUGAUAGGCUAAUCACUGCCUGGGAAGAACGAAAACAGUCUGUUGUUGUCGAGGGAGUUCACUUGAGUCUCAACUUUGUUAUGGGGCUCAUGAAGAAACAUCCGUCGAUCAUACCAUUCAUGAUAUACAUUACAAAUGAGGAGAAGCACUUGGAAAGAUUUGCAGUGCGUGCAAAAUAUAUGACACUGGAUCCUGCUAAAAACAAGUAUGUGAAGUAUAUCCGAAACAUCAGAACAAUCCAGGAUUAUCUCUGUACGCGUGCUGAAAAGCAUUUGGUUCCCAAAGUAAACAAUACAAAUGUUGACAAGAGCGUCGCAGCCAUCCAUGCAACUGUUUUCAGCUGUCUUCGAAGGCGUGAAGCUGGGGACCAACUAUACGAUCCUGUUAGAAAUACUGUAACAGUUGUUUAUGAGGAAUACAGAAAUCAAUGUGCUGCCAAUUCUUUGAGCUCGAAAGGAAUGUUUCAGUUGAUUCAGAGAAAAGGUUCUUCAAGAAAUUUGAUGGCCUUAGUUAAUACAGAUGGGUCCGUGGCAAAGGCUUGGCCUGUAAAUUUGGUUGAUAGUAAUGGGAAGUCCAUAUGUGGUGUAGGACCGGAAAAUGGAAUCGGACAUCCAAUGUAUGGUCCCUUACGGAUUGGUAAAGCAGAGCCUGUAAAUCUUCAGUUUGGUUUUUAUGGAAUCAGUGCCUGGCCUAGUGAUGGUGGCACUAGUUAUGCGGGAAGUGUUGAUGAGAACAGAGCUGAUGGGACUGAUACCGGCAGUAGAUAUCAAUCCUCUUAUCAAUCCUCUGGUUGUAGCUCCCCUAGGCUAUCAGAUUUCCCCGCUAAGGAGCUCAAAGAAGAGUUCUCGGUGCAUGGUAGCGAUGAAGAGAUUGAUGAUCAACUAGAUGUGGGUAGUGAUGAGGAUUUCAGUGACGACAGUGACAGACAUGUAGACGAUGAGGUUGGAUCUGUAGACGAGGAAUCAACGAAGUCUGAUGAAGAGUACGACGAUCUUGCAAUGGAAGAUGUGUUGGAAAAUGGUUAUUGGACAGAUGAUGAUUACGAGUUAAAGACCAAGCUUGAUGUUGUGGAGCUUGGAGCUAAAAUCCAUGGGAUUAAAUACCGCCAAAAUCUCGACCAAUUCCUUAGAACUAGAAGUGAGCCGGUGCCAAUAGCAGUGGCAUCUCAAGAACCCUUUUGCGCUUAUCCUUCGUUACUUGCAGAAAAGAGUGAGAAGAAACUAUCAUCAAAUGGUAGAGCCAAAUUAAGAAAACGUUCUCUUAGUAUUCCUGCAUUAGGAAAGCAUAGUUCAGCUGAUCCAAUCCUUUCUGGUGCUCCUCAAAGGUAGUAGGGUAUUCUCUCUUUAAUACAAUUAUCACAACCAAACAGAAUUUGGUUUUUUUGGUAGCUUUUUCAAUAAGCUGUAUUACAAAUUACAAUGUCCUGCAUGUAAAUACUAAAGUGACCAAAACUUUUUUAGAUUUCUAGGGUCAAGGUCAACUUUAAGGUAUCGUUUUUGCAUGAAUAAUAUCCAAAAAAUAUAUCUUAUUGUUA